Molecule: messenger RNA, 9642 nt
Organism: Dromaius novaehollandiae (emu)
Lineage: Eukaryota; Metazoa; Chordata; Aves; Casuariiformes; Dromaiidae
Product: obscurin-like
Exons: 26
Coding region: 81-6977 (2298 amino acids)
Biological process (GO): protein phosphorylation
Molecular function (GO): protein binding; protein kinase activity; ATP binding
Source: RefSeq, a predicted model, not a curated record
UUGUGGAUUCAGCAUCGCUGCUUGUGACUCUUCCGGCAGGCGCGAGAGGAGGAGCGGGUGGUCUCGGCCUUCUCGAGUCCAUGCCUUCUGACUGCUCAGAAACAGGAACUGGGCCUCCUCUGAUAGUUCACGAAGCCAGUACCCAAACCCAAAUUACUGCAGGGCAUGACAAAGCACAAAGCCAAAUUCCAGCUGAAGAACCAAGCGCAACAAAACCCAGGCCUGGUGCUUCCCACAAAGAGACGGCUGCUGGAGCGGAAAGCGCUCAGGAACGCACAGUUCCCAUCACCAGAACAUCACCAGCCGCAGGGGCAGGAGACUGGUAUAGAAGAGAAGGAGAUGUGGUCUGGGAUGUGCACAGUGAAGUUUAUAUUGAGACCACGGAAAGAACUUGUGUGUAUAAGACUGAGGAGAAGACCCCAACAAGUGCACCCUACAUGCAAGUGACAAUAGAAGAUGUGCAGGUGAAUUCUGGGGAGUGUGCCAAAUUUCAGGCAGUGAUUGAAGGAAACCCUCAGCCUACUGUUUUGUGGUUUAAGGGCACUUCCUUGUUGACAGACAGCCACAGGCUCCAUCAAGUGAAGGAAGGAACAACAUAUUUCUUAGUCCUGGACAAUGUUGUCUCAGAAGACGGUGGUGUUUAUACCUGUGUUGCCAAAAAUGCCGGAGGGGAGGUUUUGUGCAAAGCAGAGCUUGUUGUACAUGAAGCUAAGAAAGACCAAGCAGCAAAGAAAGUGGCCACCCGGAGAAAGCUCCAUUCCCUCUACGAGGUUAAGCAGGAGAUCGGAAGGGGCUGCUUCAGCUUUGUGAAACGAGUUGUGCAUAAAGGGAACAGAGUGUCCUGUGCUGCCAAGUUCAUACCUCUGCGGAGCAAAACGAAGGCUCGAGCACAUCAGGAGAGGGAUAUUCUUGCCCCUCUGUCCCAUGAUAGAAUUACCAGGCUGCUGGAUCAGUUUGAAACACGGAAAACCCUGAUUUUGAUCCUGGAGUUAUGCUCCAACGAAGAGCUCCUCGACCGUUUGUUCAAGAGGAGUGUUGUCACUGAAGCAGAGGUUAAAUUGUAUAUCAAGCAAAUUUUGGAAGGAAUCAAGUAUCUUCAUGACAACAACAUCCUUCAUUUGGACAUUAAGCCUCUGAAUAUCCUCAUGGUUUAUCCUGAAAGGGAAGACCUCAAGAUCUGUGACUUUGGAUUUGCUCAGAAGAUCACUCCAUAUGAGCCUCAGUUCAGCAAAUAUGGGUCUCCAGAGUUUGUUGCCCCAGAAAUCGUCUCUCAGUCACCAGUCUCAAAAGCGACUGAUAUCUGGGCUGUUGGAGUCAUCACAUACUUAAGCCUAACGUGCAAGUCUCCGUUUGCUGGGGAGAACGACAGAGGAACCCUUCUAAAUAUCCAGAACGGUGAAAUUUCGUGGACCCUUCCUGAUUUCCUUCACUUGAGCGAAGACGCAAAGGAUUUUAUAAAACGGAUCCUACAGCAGCGCCCCGAAGCCAGGCCUAGCGCAUUGGACUGUCUGUCGCACAAGUGGUUCAUGCAUAAUCUCCCCCUCGAAGCAGCUCAUUUCAUUAACACCAAGCAGCUCAAAUUCAUUGUGGCUCGGAGCAAGUGGCAGCGGUCUCUGAUGUGCUAUAAAUCCAUCCUGGUAAUGCGAUCCAUUCCAGAAAUCCUAGAAAGGACUCAUGACAACACCUCCCUGGCCAUCUCCCGACAUCUUAUUGAAGAAAGCACUUCCUCCAGUACGAGCGGUUCCUCUUCAGACAAUGAGAACUCACACUUCCCCAAGAAGAGACACUUCGGCUCUACCCCUGAACUGCACUUGUCCAUUUUUGAUGCACCAAGCAGUCAGGAACCUCCAAAGCAUGCAAGUGAAGAGAAGCACUCCAAAAUCUCGAUCCCUCCAGUAAAACCCACGAGGAGGAAAUAUGCUUCAGUGAAGAGUGAGGUGGGAGACAAAUCACCUACAGAAAGCAAAGAGCUCAUGGCAACUACCUUAGGGCAGAAAGAGGAGGAACUCCAUCCCAAACUUCGAGAUGAAAGAGCAGAGCAGUCCCAAAAAAGUGAUGCAGCUGAACCUUCAUCAAGGAAGAUUUCCGUAGAUGACACAUCGGGUCUACAUCAGAAAGAAAAAACAGACACACUUCAAACUGAUAAGGACAAAAUUGAAAAGGCUGGGGAUGGGACAGAAAAACCACCUCUGUGUGUUCCUAGACAGAGUGUCAUUAAAAGCACUUUCUACAGCCAAGCAGCUGAGCUUCCUGCAAGGGCCUCUUCCUCUCCAGGCAGAGAGCUGAGAAGGCACUUGGACAGAGCCAGAAGGACUUACCGGAAAGCUGGAUAUUCAAAGGUGCCCCUCAGUGGUCUCCGUGAACCCCUUCUAGAACAGUUUGAGCUAGAAGAAGAAGAAGAAAGAAAGUCUGAUGAUGGAGAUGAUGGAGGGCACAGGGAAGGUCUGCUUGGUCCCUUGACCAAAUCAGCUUCAUUUGAUACUGCAAGGAAACCACCACAUCCUGCCAUUGCUGGUUCUAGCCGAAGCCGUUCACUGGAUGAUUACAGGCUGAGGGCCUCAAGAUCAGUGAGGGAACAAGAUAUUUUGGAAGAAGACUAUGAUAUAAUGUCACAGGAAAGUUGUCCUGAAGGCAGUCGCCACUGCGACAUUUCAGCUGAGCCGGGCAAGGAAUGUUCUGUAGAUACUUCGAAGCAGGAGGAUGCUAGCAGAACCAGAAAGGAUUGCUCAGAAGAACAGCUCUCUCCAUCCACGAGGUGUGAGGGUAAUGGAUGCCCAGCUGUUACUGUGCAAAGGUUAGAGAGACUUCCAGUGUCACCUCACAGGAGUGAGAAUAGGAAGCAUUUACUUAAGAAGUCAAAAGCUACUCACAUGGAGGAGGAAGCUGAUGAUUUAGAAGGCAAAAGCCCCAUUCUGACUGCUCAGCAACCAGAUAUAACUGCACCAUCAGUUCAAAAGCAUGAAGGCAUUCAGGCUAAAUCUCUGUCUGGCAGUGCUUCCAAGACAGCUCUGCAGGAGGGCAGGCAGUCCAUUUCAGCUCUUCCACAGUCAGACACCACCCCCAAGUCAGCCCCUACAAGUAAGAGAGGAGUGUAUCUGCACCAGGAGUCAAAGCCCUCUGCUGACAGCACUGACAGCCGUCCUGAGCUAAAAGGUGAAAGCUUCCGUAGUAAAAGGACUGCUUCCAUUCCACCCUGUAAAGACAAAAGCCAGGAGCAUUCACUUCAGAAGCCCUCUGCUCACAGUGACACUAAGUCUGAUCUCGUGGAGCACGACAGGCCUGCUGUUUUAACAAGCCCACAAACAGAAACAGAUUCACCUCCAGUACAUAAGGACAAAAGUCAGGAACUUUUUGAUCAAGGCAUUCCAGCGACUACUAUCCUGGAGGUCAAAGAGCCAGGUUCCCAAACAGCUCUGCAAACAGCUGACGAAGAUACUCACCAGAAGCUGAAGAUCUAUAAGGAGGUGAGAUCUGCUGUCUUGGAGGACGAAGGACCAGGUAUUGCAGGGGUUGCUCCAGUAUCAGAUGAAAAUGGUGAAAGCCAAGUGCACAAGAGGCCCUCUGUUCAUGCAGGCACAGCAUCAGCAGCUCUGAAGGGAAAGAGUCCCGUGGCCCUGAAAGUCCCACCACCAAAACCAGUGCCAACUUCCAUCUCCGACAGAGCACACCAAGCAGAAAGGGAACAGCCACCUUAUAGCAAGGAGAGGCUUGCUGCUCUGAAGGAUGAAGGUUCAGCCCUUGCAGAGACUGUUCCCAUUUUGGUCCAGGAGGCUGAAAUCGAGGGAGCUGAACACCGGAAGGCUUCUCAGUGCAGUGGCAGGGUGCCUGCUCUUCUGGAGGGCAGACCCCCAGCUGCAACUGUUCCACCACAAGAUACUAGCCUCCCUUCAGUCUGUGAGAGUGAAAAGCAAGAACAUCCACAGCUGUUACCUUGUAGUGAGGUGAGAUCUGUUGUCUGGGGAAGUGGAAGCCCAGCUGCUGGGCAGCCUGUCCCUGCUUCCUUCUCCAAGACCAAAGGUCAGGCAUAUGAGCAGCACGAGGCUGCAUAUCCCAGUGGCAAAGUUUCUGCUGCUCUGGAGGGCGUGCAUCCAGGUAUUUUAACUGCUUCACAAGCAGAAGGUGCCCCAGCUUCAGUCUAUGAGCUAGAACAUGAGGAACGCACAAAGGUUUAUGGUGAGGGAAGAGGUGCUGCCUCAGGGACUGGAAGCUCUGAUGCUAGAAAAGCUGUCCCACCAUUGCUCCAUGAGGAUCAAAGUCAGGAGCUCUCACACCAAAGGUCGUCUUUUUACAGUGAUGAGGAGUCUGCUGCGCUGGAGGGCUUAGUGGAUGAAAUGGUUUUGCUCUCUGAAGAGAUGAACGUUUGGGCAGAGUCGGUUUCUGCUCAGGAGGAAUGCAGAAGGCACAUCUCUUCUCCCACAGAGAUGCUCUACAAAGAGCCUGGUGGCCAAGCACCCACGGAAAGUCCCUUUCCUUCUGGUCAAAGCAGCAGAGGAGGAGAAGUCUCCGAGCUGGAUUAUAUCACAGAACCCUACCUUGCUGUGCAUGAGGAGUCAGCUGUACUGAAAGGGCAGGAAACACAAAUGGUUCCUCAUGAAUGUGAGCAUCUGGAGGACUUGGCAUUGGAAAGCUCCAGUUCUAGACAAGUAAGCAUUUCCCAGACUGAUAGCUUGGAUUCUGGAAAAAAACCCAGUCAAGUGUCAGUGAGCAAGGACACUGGUAAACGCCCAGAAGUGUCGUUAGUGAAAAUCAAAGAUCUGUCAGAUGAAGCACCCAGUGUUAGCAGCGGAACUCCAAAACUUGACAUAUCAGAGGUAGAGCCCGCCUAUUUGAAUUUCUCAGAUUUGUAUGACAUUGUCUAUUUUCCAUUUGAAUUUAUGAACUUUAGGAAGCCUCCACCCAAACCAACUGGUAGACGAUUUAUACCUUUCAGUGAAAGGGCAGGGUCACCUCCUGCAGGGCAUUUGCAUAAGGAUAAGAGACUGUGCAUCAGAGAAGAGGCAGAAGAGAGGAACAAGCAAAACCGUUUGAAAGUACCUGAGAAUUCAAAGGCAACUAACCUCUUAGCCAUGGGGAAAGCGUCAGAGAGCCAUAAGGAAAUGUACGGCUCCCAAAAGGACGCAAGCGGUAAGCAGAAAAGCUCCUACAGCAAGCCAGGACUCUUUAAACCCUACGGAAGAUCUCAUUCAGUGGAGCAGUCAGAGCAGAGUCUGAAGAAGAAAGUUAAAGCUUCUGUUGCCCAUAUUUCAAGAAUUCUGAAAGGAAAGACAGCUCCUGAGCAAGAGACAGAGGAAGAGAUUGGUGUGCUGGGAGGUGAAGCAGUAGAAAAAGAACCAUUAACAGGAGCUGAAGGAUCUUUGAAGAGGAAAUCGGGACUCUCUUCAUUCAAGUUUUCAAGCCUCAUGCCAAAGGAGAAAGCACCUUCAUUUGUCGAAGAGCUCAUAGACCAGGCUACUGCUGUAGGACAGUGUGUAACUCUGUCGUGCCGGACGGCGGCUCACUCCUCCCUGCACAUCAACUGGUUCAGAGAUGGGAUGCCCAUCCACAGCAACAGUCGGAUCCUCAUCUCAGCCACACUCAAAAACUUCCAGCUGCUAACUAUUCUCUCUGUUAAUGCUGAUGAUUUUGGUAUUUACACCUGCGUGGCCACCAACUCUCUGGGCUCAGCAUCCACCUCUUGCAUCAUAAGAAAAGCUGAAGUUCCUCCAAGCCCUCCACCCCCUGACAUCGUGGAGGUCUACAAGGAUGGGGUGCAGGUGGUCUGGAAACCUGUGGAAACCAGCACCCCCAUCCUCUACACUGUGCAGUGCAAGAGCGAAGAUGGGGAGUGGAAGACCCUUGCUACGGACAUUUCAGACUGCUGCUACUAUGCAAAUAAUCUCUCCAGGGGAUUCGUUUACUGCUUCAGGAUUGCCUGCAUCAGUAAAGCAGGAAUGGGCCCUUACAGCAACCCCUCUGACAAAGUGAAGAUCAAUGAGCAAGAUGAAAUGGAAUUUCAUGCUACGAUGCAGAGCUUCCCAUCAACUGCUACUGAAGAAGAGAGUGAAAUAAUAGCACCACCCGAACCCUUCCCAACCUACCAAACCUAUGCCUUCCAAACAGAGAUCAAAAGGGGGCGUUUCAGCAUCGUCCGACAGUGCAGGGAAAAAGUAAGCGGCAAGACUUUGGCUGCUAAAAUCAUCCCUUACUGGCAAGAGGACAAACAGGCUGUGCUCCUGGAGUACCAAGUCCUGAGGAAGCUUCAUCACACAAACAUAGCUCAGCUGAAGGGAGCCUAUGUCAGCCCACGACACUUGGUGUUGAUCCAGGAGAUGUGCGUGGGACCAGAACUACUCCAUUCUUUGGCACUACGGCCAUCCUACUCAGAAGUGGAGAUCCGAGAUUACCUGUGGCAGAUCCUGAGUGCAGUUGAGUACCUCCAUGCACACAGCAUCCUGCACUUGGAUCUCAGGUCUGAAAACAUGAUCAUCACUGAGCCCAACCUGCUGAAACUCCUGGACUUUGGCAAUGCACAGUUCUACACGCAAGACAAAGUUAUUACCAUGGACAAGUGCAUGGACUAUGUUGAAACCAUGGCUCCAGAACUGCUGACAGAGCAAGGAGCCCUGCCUCAGACUGACGUCUGGUCCAUCGGCAUCACAGCGUUCAUCAUGUUGAGUGCCAACUACCCUGUCAGCUCUGACGUAGCCUGUGAAUUUCUGAGAAUGACCAGGAAGGGGAAAGUGAAGCUCACGCGAUGCUAUGCCGGUCUCUCUGGAGGGGCAGUGUCAUUUCUCCAGAGCACGCUGUGUGCAAAUCCCUGGGGAAGACCGUCAGCCUCAGAGUGCCUUCAGAGCCCAUGGCUCCAAGAGACAGGUUUGGAUAACAGACAACAAGCACUGGUUACCUUUCCCACCACCAAACUGAGGAAUUUCCUCAUGGAACGGGAAAAGAAAAGGGGCCUGCUGUGCUCCAAGUACGGCCUGAUGAUUGCACAGUGAAGUGGAUGAGAAGACGGCGGUGAAUUGUCUCCCUCCCCGCUUCUGCAUUUAGUGUUUGGUACCAGAGGAUACUGUCAAGUUACUGUGCAUCAGCUGAGUUAGGGUGACUGCCUGGAGUUGUGCAUUUAGCUCUCUGAGCACGCAGUUUAGCAUAACUGUGAGCAGAUUAAUUCUUGCAUUUGCCACAGGGUAGGAACGAAUGCACAGACCGUUAAUGUGGCUCGUCUGACUGAUGGUAACUUGACAGUAUGUGUGUCACUCACUUGGCUCCAAGCUUCCUGGAGGAGGAGGAGGCAAGGAGGAGUUAGAGAAGGUGAUAAUUAGACUGUAGGAUGGAAUCAGAGUAAAUAUCAGAAAGAUUCACCAAGGGGAAGUAGUACAAAGUGUAGCACCUGCCUCUUUUUGAGCUGAUGGUGAAUAGCAGUGUAUCUAAGGGCUUUGGAUGAAAAGGCCCGACUGGAUAAAGCUCUGAGCAACACGGUCUGAGCUGAUAGCUGACCCCGCUUUGAGCAAAAGAUUGGACUGGAGGCCUCCUGAAGUCACUUCCAACCUGACUUAUCCUGUGAUCCUACAUAUUUGCCUAGUACCAGGCACAAGGCUGGAGUGGUGGGACUCUGCCAGCAUCCAUUGGCAGCUGAGCUCAGCAUGUCGCUUGCCUGGCCGAGUACACAACUAGACAGCACCGUCCUCACAAGGCCUGACCCUGGCUUAAACAGGGCUUUGCCACCCAAGCUAGAGGAGAAUCCUUCUAGCUGCGGAGAAGCUGCAAAGGGAGGUGCAAUUAUGCGUUAUGUGCGUGACAGUGUUACUGUAGACGGGGCUUUCCAGUAACUGCUGAGUUGCAUCUCUUCCUAAUCUUGCAAGUGGCGAUAGCUUGCUUGGCUUUGAGCAGAGUUACUGUUCUCCAUGGGCACCCAACCUUUGUGGUUUGUAAAACCAUGAAGCUUUGCUUUUCUUUGGACAGGUAUUUCUUUUUGACAGGCAUUUGUCACAUGUGAUCUUAAAGCAACUCCUCCUCUGUCUUAUUUUAUCUGCAUCUGUUGUCUUAGCAAUAUGUUAAAGAGCAAAUGUGCAAACCUGUGAAAAAACAGCUUUGCCAAGCUGUGACUUGGUGUAUGGGCUCCUUUAGGAAAGAAGUUCCCAGGGGAGGCCUAGUUAUGGUCAUUUUGCUAAGUGCCUGUGUGUUAAAAGCCCCCCUCUACUAGGGUAAUUUCCUAGUGCAUUACAAAUUUUCAGUGCAGCAACUGCGUUGUUGUUGAAUGAAGAUCUCCGGAUAGAGGAAAUCUGCUCUGAGCUGCCUAGUCCAGGUGGUUCAUGCUGCUCGUCGCUCUGGCUGCAUCUGGACAGAAGGUACGUGCUCUGCUAUAGCAUGUACAGCACCUCUUCUGCCAACAGGAGGAAAGAGAAAUUGGGGCUGGGACUGACCAGCAAUUGCACUCAACCACGUAGUAGUGCAGUUCUCACAUUUGCAGGCCACAGACAGUAAUGGGCCAUGGAUAACUGUAUAUUUCAGUCCUUGUCAGCCUCGGUUUUAGAUGCUGAGAUUCCCGGAGACUAGGGGGGGCAUCAAAGAUGCUCACAGGCUGUGUGAAGAGCGCAUUGGAGGAAAGUGGGGUAGAUGGUGCUUUCGCUUUAGGAUGGCUUUAAACGUAAUUGCACAGCGGUAAAAGCAUCAAAUGCAAUAAUGACUGUGACCUCAUUAUGCGCAGAAAAUUUAUUGCUAAGAGACAUUGGCAGUUCAAGGCGCAGCUGCUAUUUUCUGGGGACUGCGCAGACACAGCUAUCAAGAGACGUGAAAGUGGUGCCGUUGGCAAAUGCCGUAUGUUUUGAUUCUUUGGAAAAAUCCAGACCAUCCUGAAGUUUCAUGUACCUCUGUGUUCUUCAGAAACUGCUGGGCGUUGCUUUCCUUUCCUGUGGGUAGUCAGCUGUGCAAUUUCUUUGUACUUACAACCUCAGUGUGCCUUUGCGUUUCUGUGAAGUGGAAGCUGUAUCUAUUGGUUCUGCUGAGUUUCUUGAGUUUUCCGUAUGAGCAGCAUGUGGUAGGACGCUUUCUCAGCAGCAUCUGGCUGUGUUGAGAGGGAGGAGAGUCCUUAUUAUGAGUCCUCUGGUACAGUAUAGAAAGGGUAGCUGAUAGCAGAGGAGCUUUCACUGUGCUGGGCAGAGCAGACAUGGAUUAGACUGUAAAGCUUUGAACGUCAAAGUUAUCUUGUCUUCAUGAUGCAUGAAAGAAGAGAAACCAAAGGUUUUAGGGCCAGACUCCAUGCCCAGUUCUGUGGGGAGGGGGGCAGAGAUGUUAUGGGAGAAGGCACUGUUAUGAGAUCCAGCCCAUUAAACUUCUCCUGACCCCAGAUUGCUUCCAAUUUAACCUAUUUUAGAAAUCCAAGGAGGUUUCUGUUGGCACAGCCUCGUUCUUUACUCUUGCUGGAGCACUUUGGGAUGGAAAGCUCAGUGUUGGAGGACAACCUGUCUAAGCAUAAAACUUCACUUGCAGAUUAACUCACCUGGAGCUUUGACACUCCCCUUUCUCGUAUGACUCAACUUAAGUGAUUUUUGCUUCUCAUGUUUGCAUGUAUUUGAGCAUGUCUGAAGUCCUUUAUAGACUCAAUAUUGUUUUGUUAACUAAUGCUAAAUAAACCAUUCGGAGAAAGAAGUAAAGCCAGAUUUU